UGUACGGGUAGCACGUGUAUCGAAAAAGUGCUCUCCAAAAGCUUGCUUUUCGCAGGAAAAAGUUGCAACGAGUAUCCUUACCACCCGCGCAUUUUUCAGCUUCAACACCCUUCCGGCAAACUAAUGCAAUUGCGGGGUUGGGGUAAUUUGAUUCGUGACGUCUUCGUAACUGGAUGGCAGUUUUCGAGCUGAGGAAGACACUUGUCGUGAAGCGAUUAUCCAGCAGCAGUGGCUCAAGUAUUCAAUCGUGUCGUCGGGUGUAGAAUUGUAAACAUUUAUCUGAUCCGUAAAUCAAAGAAUGCGGUCGAUCUCAGUUUUUCUCCUGUGACGCUAAGUUUCAAGCUGAGAAGUAGUGCGUCCUGUGUGUUCAUUUUGACGAUCUUCGUCGCGAAAUUUAUCGAAUGCUAGUGGUUACAUAAGUGUAUUGUUAACACAACGCAGUGUGAAGUGAUUUCUGUUCCAUAAACAGCUGUUUUCUUCCUGUUCAUUGUUUGUUCAGCAUAAAUGGGCUUCAUUUAGUGAAUGUAAACGCCGAUCCAUAAAAAGAAAGUUUCACGGAACAGUGCUGAUAAGAUUAAGCUUUUCUUGACAAAUCUUAUUACUUUUGCCCAUAUGGACUAAUCACAGCUUGGCAAACGGAACGAACAUUCAAAUAAGAAAGCAUUAAUUUUGGAAAUUUGCGUAGAAUUGUUUAUAAAGACACAAGUGUGCUGCAGGUGCUUCGGUUACUCCAUAUUGUAAUGCAUUUGCGCGUGAAUAACGCCUUUUGAACAUCACCAUGGUUAGGCUGUGAUCGUAUUACACAUAGUAAAAGAGGCUUUAACUUGAAGGUCAUUCACCCCUUCGGACCCGAAAAUCUUUCUGGCCCUAUGUGUGUGGUUCGGGAUCAAACCCAGGUCAUCGAGCUCAAUGGCUUUCGUGAGCUCUGCUGUACUGGGAGCAGCGGCCGGCACCGGACUGGCCCUGCUGGUUGCCGUUACGAUAGUGAUGUAUCGGUAUUACGUCGUGAGACGCAAGGGAAAAGAAUGGGCUGAGCUGGACCGGUUGGAAGAACGAAAAGCAGCGAGAAAAAUUAAUUUACAACAAGAGUGCAGCGUUAUCAGUGGUUCCCAUCCGGUACAACCUGUCUCUGAUAUGCCACCGGUCGGAAUGGGAAUCGAAAGCAAAAGUUCACUGGUAGAUGUUAGCUCGAGUUCUUUGCAGCCCAAAUCGGACCUGGCGAAGCCAUACUCUGGUCGGCAGAAUCCAGCGACAUCGGCUUCACGGAAUAACAGCUUGGAAAGUGUGCAUUCAAAAGCAUCAAGUCAUCGUGACUUUUCGCAUAAACUCGCGUCAAAUGGUAGUGCAGAAACCCGUUCAACGAUUUCGGAUAACGUUAUCAUACAGAAAUCUCGAUCACCCAACCGAAUGAGAACUUAUAGUUUGGAGGGUCGACUUCCGUUGUGCUAUGAAAGCGAUACUUAUGCCUAUAGUGGCAAUCCGAGACUGACAGGCUCUCCUAAGAAACGUAAUAGCACUAUUUCAAAUGCUAGUCUACCGCGUCUGGGAGAUUUCGCUACCCCAGAUAGUCCCGGUGGAUCUAUCAAAUCUGACAGUAGUCGAUCACCGCGGAAGCGAGUUCCGGUAAUUUUGGCUGCAAACGACAUCGACGCUGUGCUGGGAAGAUUUCAUCUCAGAUUAAAGUAUGACGGCGACCGAGAAGAACUCAUGGUGCACUUGAUUGAAGCCCAGGAACUGAUGUCGUUAUCUGAAAAUGGCUUUCGAGACCCUUAUGUGAGGAUGUUCUUGGAUACUGAUGAUACUAAUCGUUCACUCCAGACGGCCAUUCAUCGCGCUGAGACCCAUCCGUAUUUCGAUCAAAAUUUCUCUCUUCAUUUGAAACCGAAGAAUUUGGUAAAAAGUAAUUUCACAAUGCAGCUCCUGGACUAUGACCGUUUUUCCCGUGACGAAGUAAUCGGAGAGAUUAGAUUUCUGCUCAAUACACUGGAUUUGUCUGGAUGCGAAAUAUGGGGUGAUAUGAUUGCCGUCAGGAAAUACACCGAAGACGCUCCAGAGUUGCUGAUUUCAUUGAGCUACUUACCUCAGGCAGAACGACUAACGAUUGUCGUAAUGAAGGCCAAAAAUCUAAACGUUGUACACGAGCCGUUUGUUAAGCUGUAUCUAAUAAUUAAUGACAAACGCAUCCGGAAGCGCAAAACGAGCGCAAUCCGUGCCACCGAUCCGGCGAAUCCGAUCUGGAAUGAGGCGUUCACGUUUGAUCUGCCGGCAUCACAAAUCCAGGACACGGGAGUAGAGCUUUUCGUAACGUCCAAUGAAGGUGAACGGCAGGAGCCAGGUUGUGUAAUCGGGUUACAAGAGAUUGGAACGGGUUCCCAGCACUGGCGGGAUAUGAUGCAAAAUAAUCGCAAACCAAUUGCCAUGUGGCACGUGUUAAGAUAAAUAUUUUUUUUUUCCGAUGAGAAAUCAUACAGAAUCAAUUACCUCUCCUAUUCAGUCUGGGAUAAAUGAGAUAGAGAGCUAGUUAACACAAGAUAUGAUUGAUACCUUCCAGCCAAGGUUUCAAUCAACGGGCGCUUUGUAACCACAGUUUUCGAUUACAGAAAUUUCUUCAAUCUGAAAGUAAACUAAAAAAUGCUUUUUAUCUCCAUUAGUUUUUAACAUAUUUUAGGUAUAGAUAUAAAAAAAUGUGAAUGAUUUAUUUUUAUAAUAAAAUUUAAGACAGUUUAGUCUUUGUGAACAAAGGUAUUUUUGAACCCCUGAGUUUGUUGAUAGUAAGGUCAAACUUCAAAAUUACUAGAGUUUCCAGAUUACCGAAACUAGUCAAAUGGCAGGGAACAUGAUCGUGUCCCGAACAAUUGUAUGAAGUUUGUUAUUAAACAAUUGUGAACUUGUCGGAAGGGUUCUGAUGUUCAUCUGAUUUGAAACUAUUCGAUCAAUAGAUGAAGCAUUGGAAUUCAUUUCGAUAGCUCAAAUUUAGAAUGACACGAAAUUGUACCUAACCAGUUGAAUCCAUGGCUCUUAUGGCGACUUACUCAGAAUCUAUAUGCAUAAGCAUUGCUUCCAGUUGCAACUGUGAACUAUUGAUUGAACCAACUUUAUGUUUGUAUAUCAGGGAAACAUUUUAAAAUGAACUAAUGCUGGACUAACCUUCUUCACUCAUUCAAAAUGAUAAUCAACAUUCGUGAAACACAAAUAAGUCAUAUAAAAUAACAAUAAACAAAAACUAAAAAUAACGCUUUGAUGCAUAAACUUUGCUAGACUGAGUUUAUUGAGAAAUUGUGAUUCAGCAAAAAUUAUGAAUAAUAUAUUUAGUUUAUAUAUUCGAAAAGUUAGCCCACGUCAGAAAGGCAAAUUCAAAGCAGUAGAGCUUAACUAUAUUCAGAUAAGAAUGAGAUUAUAUUUUAUAUACAUAUUAUAACAUAAAUACAUUAUAAAUACAUUAUAGAACAUAAAUUAGAUAAGAUUUUUGUAAGCGAUGUCAUAUAGUCAAUAUUUUUGUUGCGUUGCCCAUACAGUAAGCUAAAACCUUGUGUUAGAAUAGAUGUAGUAGUUAAUUGAUUUAGCAAAUAGUUAAUCCUACCCAUCUAGAACUUCUAGAAACUUUUUGUCUAUGCAGAAGAAAAUAACCCAAUGGAUACCUUGGUGGUCGAUCGCUUUUCAUUUUGCGUACCUAGUUAUUCUUCCUCUUCAUGCCAGAGAUCCCAAUAUCAAUCCUCAAUAUUAAAAACAACAAAUACAGUAACUUCUAAUUAAAAGAGUCCAUUGAAAUAGCAGAAACCGUGCAAAAUCUUUGUGUUCGCAGAGCGUAUAACGUAUAAAAUGACCAGUUUUUACGAACCGCCAUCUCAGCGGGCCAUGAAUACGAUUAGAUCGUUUUUUCUAUUAAUUGCCAGUUUUUUUUUGUAAACUGAAAGGUGUUACGAUUAAAAAUUGGUCACAUGAGAAUGAGUGUAAAUCAGUCAAGCUUUCUAUUAAAAUCGUUUUGCUUUUUCAUAUUCAAUUCAAACAUAUCAGAGAAAUUAUAUUCACUCAUGCUUCUGCUCUGGACCUUUUUUUGACACCUUCCAUCGAGUUUUGUAGUUGCCUAUUUUGGUCACAUUUCCUUGCCACCGAACACUAUUUUCUUUCUAACAAAACAACCAUUUUUAGUGACAGUUGGAUUGGUUGCAUUCUACAAUUGGCAUUAUAUUUCGUUGUUUUCGCAGCCGAUUAUUAGUGUACAGAAUCAUUGCAAAUCCGAUCUUACUGACACUAAGAAUCUUUCCAGGUCGGGGCUCGAACAUACGACAACUGGCUUGUAAGUAAGACCAGCGCCCUAUGCAUUUAACCACCAACCCAAAAUCGGUGGCGCAUAGUUAAAAUUGACCUGUCAACCCUAUUCAGUUUGGUGCUAAAUCAGCCUUCAGCACCGCCCUCGCCUGGUAUCACAUUUAACAUAUUAAGUCUAAUAUAGCACUCUCUUACGAGAUUGUAGUACUGUUAAGCGCAUACAUGUGACAAUAUUCUCAACUGUUUGUAUGUAUGAGUUCGAUGCAGAUUUGCACGGGUGCGUCGAGCUUGCAAAGAAGUAUGUCACUUAUAACUUGUUCAUAGCAGAUUAUAUAGCAUAGCAUACUUCAUUUAUAUAGCAUAGCAUACUUGAAGAAAUUCUAAUAAACUUUGUAUUCGUGGAAAGUUCUAUGAUAUGAUUUGAUGUAAGAGGAGUACAUGGCAUGCAUUCUCAAAUAUACAAAAGCUUUUUAACAGAUGAUGUAAGUACGAUAUAAUGAUGAAAAUACAAAAUGAUACACUUCUAAUAAUGCAUUACCAUAUAUUGUACUAAUGAUUAUGAAUAAUAAAUUUUACUUGAAAAUAA
Messenger RNA from Malaya genurostris, 4855 nucleotides. RefSeq names its product synaptotagmin-5. The record is from RefSeq and is a predicted model, not a curated record. NCBI's taxonomy places the organism in Eukaryota, Metazoa, Arthropoda, Insecta, Diptera, Culicidae. Gene Ontology annotation, biological process: calcium-ion regulated exocytosis; regulation of calcium ion-dependent exocytosis; regulation of dopamine secretion. Bases 910 to 2439 code for a protein of 509 amino acids. Gene Ontology annotation, molecular function: calcium ion binding; calcium-dependent phospholipid binding; phosphatidylserine binding. The transcript is spliced from 10 exons.